Messenger RNA from Sitodiplosis mosellana (orange wheat blossom midge), 5418 nucleotides. RefSeq names its product transmembrane and coiled-coil domains protein 2 (gene Dmtn). Bases 3152 to 4882 code for a protein of 576 amino acids. Gene Ontology annotation, cellular component: endomembrane system. The record is from RefSeq and is a predicted model, not a curated record. The transcript is spliced from 11 exons. Lineage: Eukaryota; Metazoa; Arthropoda; Insecta; Diptera; Cecidomyiidae.
CGAGUUCACAUGGGCGAUUUGUAUUUGUUGGGUAUCGUACGUUCUGGAAAAUCUCACAAACACAAAAAUUGAAAGAAAAAAAAAACUUUGGAAUUUCGUAAAAUCGGUAAAUUUUAAAACAUUUCGACGACGCAUUUUUUUUCAUUCGAAAUUCGAUGUCAAAAAUUGGCAUUUCCACAAAAUAUUUAACGAAAAAUUGAGUGAUGCCAAUUCAAAAAUAGUGCUGGGCCAUUAUAUAACACUUGGGCUGUUGUGUGAAGUUGAUUUCGCCGCCUGGCAAGAAACCGUGAGCUCACUGAGUGUGAGCGGUUGAUGGUGAUGGUAUUGUCUCGCUCUCUCACGCGCGUCUCCAUAUACACAAUGACAGACCUAACUACAUUUGUACGGAUACACAAUGAGGCGACGGCCGAUAUGCAAGUGUAUUGGUGCGUGUGAGCUGCUGCUUCUGCUGCUGCUGUUAUAGCGCUGUAGCUGGCUACUAUUGUUAAUACAUUUCAUCUAUUUGUUCUGCUUGCUGCUGUCAUGCAGGUCAGUCAUAAUUCAUAUUUCGACGAGUCGUUUCGUAAGUGUAGUUAGUUAAUCGUCACACACGCUCUGUCAUUAUUGUAAAACUUAUUAUGUCUCUCUAAUUUCGUUUACUUGAAUAUUUAACCACAAUAAUAACAACAACAACAACAACAACAAUAACAAAAGUAACAAUAAACGAAAUACAAAGAAAAAACUAAAGCAAUCCGUCGGUAUAUAUCUUACCUCCUCGCAAAAAAGAAGCAAAACGAUAGAACGAAGCUGAAACAAAAAUAAUCCAUCAUUUUCCACGCAGCUACAAUCAUCAACUCGUUGCACCAUCAUAUCCAUUCUUGUGAUUGAGAGAAAGGAAAGGAAAAACACACGCACGCGAUUUUCAUCGCGUUUCAACGACAAUAAAAAUAUGUGCAAAGACAAAAUCAAGUUAAAUCAUUUGAACUAAGCAGAAAAUGACACAGUUGCAAUCGAAAAGGAUUUGUUGUGUUUUGAUUUGAUUGUGGUACUUGCGUGAGAGUGUACUUCAUCUGCCGAACAACAAGAGGAAAACGAAGAAGAAGUGGACAGAGAACCGAGUAGAGAAAAAAAAGAAGAAGUGAGAACAAGAAACAAAGUGAAUGCAAGAGAUGAACACUUAAAAGAUGAACAAAUAAACAAUGAAUUUGAGCGCGCUCAUUCUCGAUUUGCUGAAUGGGAAAAUCCUUUGAAGAUAGUCACAGAGCACGGGUUAUGUGAAUGAAAUCGAAUCGGUGGCAUGUUGUGUGCGUGAUUGAGCGAAGAAAAAACCGCGACGCGAAAACUAAACGUGUAACCUUUUUUUAAAUAAUUUUUGCGCGAGUAAAAAACCCGAAAAAUAAACCAACAAAUCAACAAACAGAAUGCAAAUCCUUUUGUUGUUUAGUGCAAAUAAGAGGAUAGCGUCAUCAUCGCCGAGGCUUUGAAUUGCUUAGUUCCGUAGGAACCAAAAAUAUACACGUUCACACACACGAGAGAAAAAAACAACAAAAUCCGGAAACGCUCUUCAUCGAAAAUAAGUACUGUAAAGUGUAAUUAUGCUGUCUGCCAGUUCAUACGUGCGAUUCAAACGUUGAAUGUGUUUGACUUUAAGAAAAAAUAUACAUAAAUGUUCUCAUCUUGCAUCGAGUGAGUGUGUGUGUGUGUGUGUGUGUGAAUUUUUAUGAAUUGAGUUUUAUGUACCACAUUUUCCGUGUAAAUUAAGCCCAUCGAUAUAGAAGACCCAAAACAAAAAAUCCCAAGGACAAGCCAAUGAGAAAAUCUCUAUGUCUCCAAAUAUAAACAACAACAACAACCGAUCAUUCCAUGUUAAGAAGUGCGCCAAUUGAUAUUAUCGUAGAACAAUCAUAAUUUUUAGGUGAUAAAACGUCAUUUUUUCUUUCCUGAUAAAAGUGUGUGAUUCAGCUACUCAUCCUGAUUCAUCGAAACCACACACACACAAAAAAAGAAGCGGCAAAAGUCGUAAUACACAAGUAACAAACAAAAAAAGAGAAGAAAACAAACAACAACAAAAUCGUCUUUAUUUCCUACACUUAUUGUGCCACGGAUUUUACAUCAUUAGUAUUCCAGAGGCGGUUCAACUAAUUGCAUACAUAAAACAACAUUUAUCAAAUAUUUCCGGUGGGGUUUUUACUCCUGCUUCUGCUGCGCCGCUGCUGCUGACUGAUAACACGACAACGUAUCGAGAGCUCAAUCAACCGAACCGGUGUGAAUAAUUCGAAUGCAAGGAUAUUGAAAUUGAAUGCAAACCAAAACGAUGGACACAUUGCAAGUCCAUUCAGCAUCAUCGCAGAAUCUAUUGGGCGGUAGCAAACCAUCAAGCCGUGCACCGUCUCCCUGUCGCUCCGACCAAAGUAAAUAGUACAAAUCCAACACAAAUACACACACACACAUACAUACAGAGCACGAAAUUUACCGUAAAAGUCCAGCCAAACGAGCGACAAUAAAAUACAGCACGCAAAACCACAUUUAUUUGCAUUUUAUUUCGUGCACAUCGAGUGAGAGAGAGGCCGUCUUAAGCGCUCUCUGCAUCUCUGUAGAUUGGAAUUUGAAAAAAGAGGAGAAGAAAAAACAAACGAAAAUCGAAAGGAACAUUUGAGACACGACAAACAAAAUCACCUUGCAGCGACAACAAUUUAUUAAACGAGCACGAACACUUAAUCCCCAUCGCGCGCAUAUCGUAACAAACAGUGUUAUUAGCUUGAAUCGAAAGAAAACGGCAAUUCUUCGGCACGGAUCCCAUAUUUGAAUUGCAAAAGUACCAAAAGUAAAAUAGAAUAACCAAAGCAAACGAGCCCAAGUGUUCAAUCGUCCCCCGAGAAGAACUCUGACUGCGUGAAGUGCGACCGAUCUCACCAAUCUUCCAUCUCUCACCAUCGUCGCACCAUUUGAAUUUGUUGCUUUGUUUCUUUGCUAUUUAAAAUACAUCACAGCCAUAGCCAUAGCCACCACCAUCACCACCAUCACCGUAGCCUUUUUGUAAACACAAAAAAAAAGAACGACAACACAGCGACCUUAUUCGAUCACGUAUAAAGCUUCAUCUGCGACCGAUUGCGCCUUUGCAAAACAAAAAACAAACAAACACCUAGAAACAAAUCAAAAAUCACCUAUAAAAAUGUCAAAAGAUCGUGAUAGCAAUGACUCCGUAUCAGGGAGUGGGCUAAGGUUUCGUAAUCAAAGUCCAUCAACGACAAAUCGAAGGAGUCGCGAUCGAGAUCGUAGCACGAACGAUAAGGGGACGUGGGAACGUGAUGCGGACGCAAACACAAUGCUAAUCACAAAUGAGGCGAGCAUAACAUCGCCAACCGUUGCUGGGAACAGUGCAACGACCGCAGUAGCCAACGUGGCUCCCACCGGCAGCGAACAUAGCGAUACCAUGGAUGAUUCAAGACUCUCAGAGGAGCUGGGUUAUCAAUCGUUUGUACUUGAUGAAUUGGAGGGAAAUACAUCGACGAUGGAGCGACGACAUCAUCACCAUCAUCAUCGAUCGAAUAGCGGCCAGGCAAUGGAUCGUCUCAAUACGAAAAUCGCAUGCACACGUGAAUCAAUACGAAAAGAACAAACGGCUCGAGAUGAAAAUGUGAACGAGUACCUGAAAUUAGCAGCCAAUACGGAAGCGGAUAAGCAGCAAUUGCAUCGCAUCAAAGCGGUCUUUGAGAAGAAAAACCAAAAAAGUGCGCACACAAUAUCUCAACUCCAGAAAAAGCUCGAGGUGUACAGUAAACGAGUGAAAGAUCUUCAGAUUCAACAGAAUCAACGUCAAAUUGGACAUCGGCAACCGCGCGAAGUGUUACGAGAUGUGGGUCAAGGUUUGAAAAAUGUCGGGGGCAAUGUUCGAGACGGUAUCACUGGACUUGGCGGUAGCCUGAUGUCAAAGCCACGUGAAUUCGCCCAUCUCAUUAAGAAUAAAUUCGGCAGCGCGGACAAUAUCAAUCAACUAUCAUCAACCUGGUACACAGAUCCCGAUUUGAAUACACUGGAUUUGACCGGUACACACAAUAAUCAAGCGCAAAAUUCAUCGCACCAUCACCUUCAUUCGUCGACGCUGGGCAACAACCAUACAACGCCACACACUGGAUCGUCAAAUAUUGCGGGGACAACGCACGCGGUGACUGCGACGCGGACCGGCAGUGGAAAAUUCAGCAAUGAAAACGACAGCGAAUGCAGUAGUGUCACUAGUGAUAGCAUGCCAGGCGGCUCUGGUAAAAGUCAUUCGGGAACAACAAAUCAACAAGAUGCCUUCCUGCUAAAGGCCAUUCUCACCGAAAUGACGGACAGACAAGAGGAAUGCGCCAAAAUGAAAGAAGCCAUCGAAAGACUUCAGAGUGUCCAAAAAGAAUUCCAGGAUGUUUCACGAGAACUGGAAAGCGAACGAUAUCGCGCCGAACGACUCGAGGAACAAGUGAACGAUUUAACCGAACUUCAUCAGAAUGAAAUCGAAAAUUUGAAGCAAGCGCUGGCAGAUAUGGAAGAAAAAGUGCAGUACCAGAGUGAUGAGAGAUUACGUGAUGUAAAUGAAGUGUUGGAAAAUUGUCAAACCAGAAUUUCAAAAAUGGAACAUUUAUCGCAACAGCAAUAUGUGACCGUUGAAGGGAUUGACAAUUCAAAUGCUCGUGCACUUAUUGUUAAGCUAAUAAAUGUAGUAUUGACUGUGUUACAAGUAGUUUUAUUGCUGGUGGCCACUGCUGCCGGAAUUAUAAUGCCAUUUUUAAAGACUAGAUUGCGAGUUUUGACGACCGUUUUCUUCGUUUUUAUUGCAAUAUUUGUGAUUAGACAAUGGCCAGAUGUUAAGGAUAUCGGUUCGCAUAUGGUGCGACGGCUGAAAGAGACGCUGAUUGUAAAGUAAAUUUGUUCGCUUCACUUUUAGUGAGAAAAAAAAGAAGAAAAUUGAUAUGAAACGAAGAGGCAAAAGUGGAGAGAAAGUUGAAAAAGAAUAUUAUUGAAAUAUGAAACUAGCAAUGAGGAGAUAGAAAGAAAGAGCUAAUCAUUUGGCUUAUAAAAAUUAAGGGAAAAAAAAUGUCAUUAAUUUUACUAUUUUAUUUAAGUGGCAACAGUAAAAGAAGAAUGAUUGAAGUGCAACUUUGUAGAUGUUAGGCAAUACAAAAACAAAAUACGUACACAAGAAUGAAAUAUAAUAAUAACAGAAAGAAAAAGAGGCAAACAAUGAUGAUAUUAACUGAAGAUGCAUAGGAAUGCAUGAUGUGCAUAUUUUAUUAAUCUUCUUUUUCCUCCAAAAAAAAAAUCUGUUCCGUUUUCGGUUCAUAUUGUUCGUUUAGUUUUUUUUUUCAAUUCUUUUUUUAGGUACAAGUUGUAAAAAAAGCAAAUCAUAAUGUAUUGUUAUACGAAUAAAAAAACCACAACAACAAAAACACAUUCAAACGA